This is a messenger RNA of Cladocopium goreaui, 621 nucleotides long. NCBI's taxonomy places the organism in Eukaryota, Dinophyceae, Suessiales, Symbiodiniaceae. The record is from the annotation of a GenBank genome assembly.
AUGUCAGCCGCGUUUCGCAGAGUUGUUGCAGCUGCAGCCUUUUCGGCUGGGACGUUGGUGGUGCUGGCUGAAACUCGGCAGUUUGCCACCGUGCCCUUGCUUGGAGGGUCGGCGGACUGGGGCUUUUCCAGUUGGCGCGCCAUCACGGACCAAGUGCGGGGUGGCGUGUCCACCGCAGCGCUGGAGCCGUGCGCGGCGGGAGCCACGUUUACGGGCAAUUUAGAUCCUUCCAAGUUGAGCGCUGGAUUUGCUGGCAUGAAUCUGGAUGUGAAAGUCCUUCCCGUGUCCUUCUCUGACCUAGAUGGAUUAAAGUUGGGCGUGCUGGAUGCGGACGGGCGUGAGUACACCUUGCUGUUGAAGAUGAAGGGUGGAGAAUCAGGAUCUUCAUAUCAAGUGCGCUUUGUGCCGCAGAAGCAGACCGAAUUUGAGGCGUUGUUUGAAGAUUUCGCUGCAUACCGACGUAGCAGACCAGAUGCCAGCGCGCCUUCACUUGACAAAUCUCAGAUUGAAACGCUGGCCAUUCAGAUUGCGAGCAACUUUACUCAGCAAUCCGGCCGGUUUCAACUUGAAUUGCAGAGUAUCGCAGGACUGAAGUCUGAGGCCCAAAGGAAUUUGGCGUGA